This is a messenger RNA of Urocitellus parryii (Arctic ground squirrel), 3963 nucleotides long. RefSeq names its product spalt like transcription factor 3 (gene Sall3). Gene Ontology annotation, cellular component: nucleus. Gene Ontology annotation, biological process: regulation of transcription by RNA polymerase II. Gene Ontology annotation, molecular function: RNA polymerase II cis-regulatory region sequence-specific DNA binding; DNA-binding transcription factor activity, RNA polymerase II-specific. The record is from RefSeq and is a predicted model, not a curated record. Lineage: Eukaryota; Metazoa; Chordata; Mammalia; Rodentia; Sciuridae.
AUGUCUCGGCGCAAGCAGGCCAAGCCCCAACACCUCAAGUCGGACGAGGAGCUGCCGCCGCCGGACGGGGCUCCUGAGCACGGCGUCCCUGGGGAAGGCGCCGACGACGUGGACAGCGGGACUGAGAGCAGGAGCGGCGGCGAGGAGGCCAGCGUGUGCCAGACCUGCUGCGCGGAGUUCUUCAAGUGGACAGACUUCCUGCAGCACCAGAAGAGCUGCACCAAGAACCCACCGGUGCUCAUCGUGAGUGAGGAUGAGCCGGCRCCGCCCUCUGAAGAGUUCCCAGAGCCUUCUCCCGCCAGCUCACCCAGCGACCACACGGAGAGCGAGGCCACCGAGGAGGCCACCCCCGCAGAGGGCGGUGAGGGCAGCGAGGUGAAGGCCCCAGAGCCGGAGGACGAGCCCAUGGACGUGGAGACACCCGGGGACAAGGGCCUUCAGGGCCCAGGCACACCCGCUGUGCCCCCAGUGCUGCCCCCAGGGUCCCCUGCUGCCUUCAGCAUGCCCAGCACCAACGUGACGCUGGAGACUCUGCUGAGUACCAAGGUGGCUGUGGCUCAGUUCUCGCAGGGCGCACGCGCAGCUGGCACAGCCGGAGGCAGUGUGGGCGCGGUCGCCAUCCCCAUGAUCCUGGAGCAGCUCGUGGCUCUGCAGCAGCAGCAGAUCCACCAGCUGCAGCUCAUUGAGCAGAUCCGCAGCCAGGUGGCCCUGAUGAGCCGCCAGCCCACGAGGCCGCCACUGAACCCCACCACCCCUGGCACUCCUGCCCAGACCUCCGGCCAGCUCCAGGGCCUGGCCCCCCACCCGGCCCUACAACUCUCUUCUGGGCCAGCCCCUGUCCCUGCAGGCUCUGGCCAGGCAGCCCCACCUGCCUUCGAGGGCCCCCAGCACUUGUCACAGCCAGCGUCAGGUGCCAGCACUCCAGGUGGUACUGGGCCCAUGGAGUCCGUGGUGUCUGCAGCCCCAAGCACAGCCCCUGCCCUGGGGUCCACGGUGCCCAGCACAGCGGGUAGCAUGACACAGCCGCAGAAUGCAUCCACGCCCCCGGCCCUGGGCCCGGCCCCCCUCCUCAGCUCGGCCUCCAGCCUGCCAAACCCUCUGCUACCUCAGACCUCCUCCAGCAGCGUCAUCUUCCCCAACCCGCUGGUCAGCAUUGCCGCCACCGCCAACGCCCUGGACCCACUGUCCGCCCUCAUGAAGCACCGCAAAGGCAAGCCCCCAAAUGUGUCGGUGUUCGAGCCCAAGGCUAGCGCUGAGGAUCCCUUCUUCAAGCACAAGUGCAGGUUCUGUGCCAAGGUCUUUGGCAGCGACAGUGCAUUGCAGAUACACCUGCGCUCUCACACUGGCGAGCGGCCCUUCAAGUGCAACAUCUGCGGGAACCGCUUCUCCACCAAAGGCAACCUGAAGGUGCACUUCCAGAGGCAUAAGGAGAAGUACCCCCACAUCCAGAUGAACCCCUAUCCAGUUCCAGAGUAUCUCGACAAUGUGCCCACUUGCUCGGGGAUUCCCUAUGGCAUGUCACUACCCCCAGAGAAGCCAGUAACCACCUGGCUCGAUAGCAAGCCAGUGCUGCCCACAGUGCCCACAUCAGUGGGACUGCAGCUGCCCCCCACAGUCCCCAGUGCUCAUAGCUACACCGAUUCCCCCAGCGUCACCCCCGUCAGCCGCUCCCCGCAGAGGCCCUCUCCCGCAUCCAGCGAAUGCACCUCCUUGUCCCCGGGCCUCAACAAUGCAGAGUCCAGCAUCCCAGUGACAUCUGAGUCCCCACAGCCACUCCUCAGCGGCUCUUCUCUGACUAAAACUGAGCCUGUCAGCCUGCCGUGCACAAAYGCAAGGACAGGGGACACCCCAGUUGGUGGGCAGGCGGGUGCAGGGCCCACCUCAGCGGCCACGGCCGUCACGGACAGCGCCUCGGCGAGCCUCAGCAGUCCUGGUCUCCCAGCAGUCUCUGACCAGUUCAAGGCCCAGUUUCCCUUUGGGGGACUGCUCGACUCUAUGCAAACGUCAGAAACCUCGAAACUGCAGCAGUUGGUGGAGAACAUUGAUAAGAAGAUGACAGACCCAAAUCAGUGUGUCAUCUGCCACCGCGUGCUGAGCUGCCAGAGUGCCCUGAAGAUGCACUACAGGACGCACACCGGGGAGCGGCCCUUCAAGUGCAAGAUCUGCGGGCGGGCCUUCACCACCAAGGGCAACCUCAAGACUCACUUUGGGGUGCACCGGGCGAAGCCACCCCUGCGGGUGCAGCACUCCUGCCCCAUCUGUCAGAAGAAGUUCACAAACGCAGUGGUGCUCCAGCAGCACAUCCGCAUGCACAUGGGAGGACAGAUCCCCAACACGCCACUGCCAGAGGGCUUCCAGGACGCCAUGGACGCAGAGCUGCCCUUUGAGGAGAAGACCGCGGAGACCCUGAGCAGCUAUGACGAUGACAUCGAUGACAACUCCAUGGAGGAAGACGCGGAGCUGAAGGACUCAGCCAGCGACUCCAAGCCGCUCCUGACCUACGCGGGGUCCUGCCCUCCCUCGCCACCCUCCGUCAUCUCCAGCAUCGCUGCCUUGGAGAACCAGAUGAAGAUGAUGGACUCUGUCAUGAACUGUCCGCAGCUCACUGGCUUGAAGUCCGUGGAAAACGGGUCUGGGGAGAGUGACCGCCUGAGCAACGACUCGUCCUCUGCUGUGGGCGACCUGGAGAGCCGCAGUGCGGGCAGCCCUGCUCUGUCCUCCUCCUCCUCCUCCCAGGCACUGUCACCCACCCAUAGCCACGGGGAGAGCUUCCGUUCCAAGUCCCCGGGCCUCAGCCACCAGGAGGACCCACAGGAGAUCCCGCUAAAGACCGAGAGGCCAGACAGCCCACCCCCCGGCCCAGGAAAUGGAGGCGCCCUAGACCUGACUGCCGGCCACCCCAGUCGGCCGGUCAUCAAGGAGGAGGCUCCCUUCAGCCUGCUGUUCCUGAGCAGGGAGCGGGGUAAGUGUGCCAGCACUUGUACCAGCACUGUGUGUGGUGUCUGUGGCAAGCCCUUUGCUUGCAAGAGCGCGUUGGAAAUCCACCACCGCAGCCAUACCAAGGAACGGCCCUUUGUCUGCACCGUCUGCAGGCGGGGCUGUUCCACCCUGGGUAAUUUAAAACAGCACUUACUGACCCACGAAUUGAGAGGGCUGCCUUCUCAGGCGUUUGACCCCAACUUUGCUCUAGGUCCCAGCCACAGCUCUCCUCGCCUGGCCUCCAGCCCUGCACCCACCAUGAUCAAAAUGGAAGUGAACGGUCACAGCAAAGCCAUCGCACUGGGCGAGGGCCCGCCGCUGCCAGCUGGGGUCCCGGUCCCCACUGGGCCACAGACAGUGAUGAGCCCAGGCCUGGCGCCCCUGCUGGCACCCCYGCCACGCCGGACACCUAAGCAGCACAACUGCCAGUCCUGCGGGAAGACCUUCUCCUCGGCCAGCGCCCUGCAGAUCCACGAGCGCACCCACACUGGGGAGAAGCCCUUUGGCUGCACCAUCUGCGGCAGGGCCUUCACCACCAAGGGCAACCUCAAGGUACACAUGGGGACCCACAUGUGGAACAACGCUCCUGCGAGGCGUGGCCGCCGCCUGUCAGUGGAAAACCCCAUGGCCCUGCUCGGGGGCGAUGCCCUGAAGUUCUCUGAAAUGUUCCAGAAGGACCUGGCAGCCCGAGCCAUGAAUGUGGACCCCAGCUUUUGGAACCAGUAUGCUGCAGCCAUCACCAACGGGCUGGCCAUGAAGAACAACGAGAUUUCUGUCAUCCAGAACGGAGGCAUCCCCCAGCUCCCCGUAAGUCUAGGUGGAAGUGCUCUUCCACCUUUGGGCACCAUGACCGGUGGCAUGGACAAAGCACGCACUGGCAGCAGCCCACCCAGCGUCAGUUUGGACAAAGCAAGCUCUGAGACAGGCGCCAGCCGCCCGUUCACCAGGUUCAUUGAGGACAACAAGGAAAUUGGUAUAAACUAG